AUGAAGACGCCGCCGCCCACCCACAAACCGCCCAAGGGCCGAGACCAGCCAGCUCGUAUGACCAAGUCAUCGAGAGUCACUAAAUCCGCUGGUGAAAAAUCCACUCGUGCCACCCAACGUGGUCCUGCGCCGCCUCCAAUUACCCAGGCCCCUCCCAAAGAGGCUACCAACUCCGGUGACGACGAUGACCUUGAUGACUCCGACCAGAUCUUCAUUGAAGCUCUACUUGCCAAUGUCCCGGACAAGCUACAAGGCGAUGACAUCUCUGGCGAAGCCCUAGCGGCGAACCACCUCGAACGCGCGAAGGCUAUGAGCGAUGGCAUCCUCGAGUGCUUCGCCCAUUGCAUUCGCCCGGCGGUUGAUGACAGAGUCAAGGUGUUGAUGGACCUUUGGGGAGACGAUCAUGACCGUGUGCAACACGAUAUGGUCCGGGAAGCGCAAUCAAUCGCGCGUGUCAUCAACAACUGGAUGGAGAGGAAAUGGCAGGUACACAUUUGA
This is a messenger RNA of Alternaria viburni, 498 nucleotides long. RefSeq lists its product as uncharacterized. The record is from RefSeq and is a predicted model, not a curated record. NCBI's taxonomy places the organism in Eukaryota, Fungi, Ascomycota, Dothideomycetes, Pleosporales, Pleosporaceae. The coding region runs from base 1 to 498 and encodes 165 amino acids. The transcript has 2 exons.